Molecule: messenger RNA, 1498 nt
Organism: Cladocopium goreaui
Lineage: Eukaryota; Dinophyceae; Suessiales; Symbiodiniaceae
Source: the annotation of a GenBank genome assembly
UGUUCAAUCCUCUCAAGCUUCAUGUCUUUACUGCUCACCACCAUCGAUGGGGAAACCUUCAUCACCUUCUCACGACCGCGGAAGAGACGCUCCCGAGCCAAGCACAUCUACCAGGUGAAAUGCAACCUCCCAAGGAUGGAGAGAAGGAAAGCAGCUUCAAGUGCGAAGCCGACUACGAAAGAACAGGUACAGGUAGAGCUUCCGAGCCUACCUUUAUCAGCCAGGUCGCCCCCCUUACCGAAGUGUUCCGGGUGGCCCGUUGAGGAUAGUGACUGCUGGACAGGUGUCGAUCCAGUUUCACAGGUGUUUCGAUCUCAUGUGGUCGCACUCCACCUACGUCAGGAAGAGCUUCAUCGGCGUAUGGCGGACUAUCGUAAGGAGAUGCGCAAACUGAGAAGUGCCCAAUGCAGGGAAUUGGCGCAACGUUUUCGCAGUCGCCAUGAAGCACGGCAGCGACAUGUUCCAGGUCCAAUGCUGGGGAUGGCAGGGCCAAAGAUUGUCCUCCCAGAGAACGAUGGAGCUGAGGUGGAGGAAACCGCUGUAAGCCUCCAGGUUCAAUCCGAAGCCCCUGAGGAGACGGGUGUCAAACCCAUGCUGUCACCGCGGCUCCUGCGUUUCGAGCAACGCUGCGCUGCCCGCAGGCGGCAAGGCGGCUUACAGAUUCAAUCCAUCGAUAUCCAGGCCCUGUUGAAGGGGAGCAAAAUACCGGCGGAACACUCUGCCAGUAGUUCUGAGGAUGACUCGCACGAUGGGCAAACUUCGAGCCCGCAGGAUUCUCCUCGCUCGACCCAGUCCUGGGAAAUGUGCCUACAGCUCUCCAGAAAGCAUAAGGUUCCGAUCGCAGAGGUUCGAAUGCAGCUUGCAGAGUUCAGUGCCCUGGAUGGUUCGGGACCUUUCGGAGAGCUCACGCAGAAGGAGUGGGAGGCUGCAGUGCGACCGAAAGCCAACAUCCCGGCGGAUCGCCCAGUGCCCGAUUACCUGCUGCUGAAGCAAUAUGCAUCAGCAGAUAAAGAUGACAACGGCCUGAUAGACUUUGAGGAGUAUCUCCUCUGGUCUCGAAAUACUUUGUGGCUUGAGGAGUUCGCAGUCCCAAGUCAUAGUGAGCGUGAGCUGAGGCGCAUCGCUCGAAAGUAUGGCUUGAACUUGCCCGAGAUCGAUUCAAUCAAGCGCAGCUUCGACAAGUACGACCGGGAUGGCAGCGGGCAAAUUGACCGCAACGAGUUUCGUGAUGUAGUUUGCAACCUGAUGAAGGUGAAGAGUGAGAACAUCUCUCAACAGCAGUUGGACCGCUAUUGGAUUGAAGCGGUUGGUGCGACGGCCAGUGGUGAUGGUAUAAGCUUUGAGGAGUUCCUGGAUUGGACAAUGAAGUUGGGAAUUAUGUGACAAAGCGAGUGGCUGACCCCCACCGUUGCUGGUCGCCAAGAAAAGGCGGCCUUUUUUGGCUAAUGUGCCACAGGCAAUAUGUGGCUUGGUGUCUGGGAUCAUCGAGAGGUUGAGG